GGGCUGAGGGCGCGUCGCGUCGGCCCGCGUAAUUGGCUCCAGUCUCCUUGCCUACACUUGAACAACAGAAAAACGAACUGAGCUUGACGAGAUGGCGACAUAGCUUUCGAUUUCCCGAUCACGAGGAUUACUAAGUCUCACUCCAGUUCCAGAUUCUACCCCAAAUGGCGAGGACACGAUCAAAGGUUCCAGCAGGCGGAGCCAAAGCGGCCUCGGUAGCAGAGGAGCAACGGUCUGCAAAAAAGCAAUUGCAACCAGUUGAUGUCCCCAGCAGAACGUUUAUUUUGCCAUCGAAGAGAAGCAAUGCAGCCAGGUUCCUAACACUGCAAACGCCAACCUCGAAAGCCUCUAACCGGUAUUUUUUUGACCCCGAGCAUGGACUAUACGAAUUCACAUCUGUUGCUUCCACGCCAUUUGCGCCACGGAGCAUUCUUUAUACACCCAAACCCAAUUGUAGUGAUGAUAAACAGUCUCAGAAAUCUACCGAGGCGUACGUCACAAAAAAGGCAGAGCUGCUGAUCGCAACGCCAGUUGAUGUCCUAUUCUUUAUGCUCUCUAUCAUCGCGCCGGCCGACAAUAAUAGCUCCACGAAGAACAUGUUUCAACCACUCGACGACAUCCUAGACUCCCAAGAUGACCUCUCACCCCACAUGCGCCAUAUCGUUUAUGACCCUACAUUCAGGCCAACACUUGAACGAAGAAUGGAAGCAAUGUGUGACACCAUGGAAGCUGGUGAUGAGAAACUGUACCGCUUCAAGGAGAUGAAACUUGCCAAUGAGUUGGUUGCAAAAGCUGAGCGGAUGGUUUCGCAAGGAUUGCCCGCAAGUUUGGAGCAGCAUUUUGUCCGCAAGGCUUUGGAGCCCCCGUUGAUGAGCGUCAAGCAAGAAAAUGUGGUGAAAACAACAACCGAUUCAGAAACCACCACGGGCGGUCAUAGUGAGAGCCAGGAUUCCGAAACGCUAGAAACCCAAUCAACAAGCGCUACAACGAUCACAACAACUACAACAAUCUCUGAGCAGCAAUCCGGCACCUCGACACCAGCUACGCAACUGUCAACUGCAGAUGACAUCUCAUCUUUGGACAAUGUUACGAGAUUAAUGCGGCUCCGCAUCUCACUUUCGUUCAUCAAGCAAUCUUAUCUACCGCCUCAUCUAUCCAGCACCAUUGAUGAGAUUUUCGUAUCCCCCGAAAGCCCUAUUGACUUCCAGCCUCUUGAUGAUCGGCUAAAGGAACUCGCUGACCUUCGAGCUGAGGCCUUAGCGUCAUAUACAGCCGGCAAUUAUACACGAAAGCGCGGUUUUGAUGAUGAGGAUGAAACUGAUACUCGAGCCGAAAAGAAGCGGAGAAAGGAAGAGGAAGAAAAGAAGAAAAAGGCUGGCGAGUCUCGUGGUGUUCGAGACCUGAAGAAAGUCAAUACUAGCGGAAUGAAGAAGAUGAGCGAUUUCUUCAAGAAGAAGUGAGGCUGCAGAUCUGGUAUCUGUUGAAAUAAAACUACAGCUCGCUGUCGGUCUUCUCAUGACUAGAAGCCGUGACCCUUAGCUGGUUGGACAAGGAUCGCAAAGAAUGCUAGCCCCAAAACGUCAGCUUAAGGAUGGAAUAUCACUCAGAUAUAUUCGGGUCGAGACAGACUCAGAAGAGUAUGCCUUGAACAGCAAAGUGAGAUUGGACAGAGUAAAGUCCAAAUGGUCCUGAAGUGGAGCCUACAAUGGCUAGCAUCAUCGUCUCUAGCAACCACUCCAAAUGCUCUUUGUUGUCAUGAAGUGCGUUUUAUUAGUUAAUACGCCCGUCACCAACGACCAAGACGAGUGUCCACUAUGUGUGCUACGGGAAUGAAUAAUAUAUCACACA
Molecule: messenger RNA, 1848 nt
Organism: Talaromyces proteolyticus
Lineage: Eukaryota; Fungi; Ascomycota; Eurotiomycetes; Eurotiales; Trichocomaceae
Product: ribonuclease H2, subunit B
Exons: 1
Coding region: 165-1460 (431 amino acids)
Biological process (GO): RNA catabolic process; ribonucleotide metabolic process
Cellular component (GO): nucleoplasm; ribonuclease H2 complex
Source: RefSeq, a predicted model, not a curated record